This is a messenger RNA of Talaromyces stipitatus ATCC 10500, 1128 nucleotides long. RefSeq lists its product as uncharacterized. The coding region runs from base 1 to 1128 and encodes 375 amino acids. The transcript is spliced from 2 exons. The record is from RefSeq and is a predicted model, not a curated record. Lineage: Eukaryota; Fungi; Ascomycota; Eurotiomycetes; Eurotiales; Trichocomaceae.
AUGACCACAGAUCACCAAGAUGUUUACAGCAGCCAUGCCGCUUUCUCCAUUCUAGCGUCUACAUUACUACCUCGUUCACAGCAACCAUCAACGAACAGGCCGUCAACCCAAACAUCGACAUGGGAUUUGAGAUCGUCCAUCGAUGAAUUCUUCGAGUUAUCAAAAUAUAGAAAUGAUAGAUCGAAACUAUUUCGUUGUGGGGUUACCAUCGGAUUAUCAUGGUUGCGAGAUUGGGGAGAUGGCAAUCAGCAGAAUAGAGAUUCGCUUGUUGGUCUGCUUCUUGAGCAGCCAUCCCAGAACCUGGAUUCAGAGGGAAAGCGACAAGACGAAAACAGGAUAAAGACGACAAGAGUAUUUAUUAUUCAUCCCAUACAAUCGAUCAUAUUUGCGCCAGAAAUAUUAUUCAGAGACCUUGUCGGAGCUCAACAGGCUCUUGACCACGACGGUGGCAGCAACGAUACAAUAUCUGAAGAGCAAGCAAUCAGCCUCCUGGAUAGAGUGGAACUCUUACCUGUCCAUGACUUUUCUUCUGCCACACAGGCCAUAAAUCAGGUGUCUGAUGCAAUAUCAACCAUUCGCGGACAGUAUCGUCCUACAUCAACAGAUGAAAAGGAAGAAGAAACUCAACCCCCGGAAACACUCCUCAUAAUUGAAGGUCUCGACACAAUGGCCGAAGACGUAAUACACAACUCCAACGCUAUGCGCGGAAGUGCGAUUUUGACACCUGUUUUGAGGACAUUGACACAUUUAUCGCGAACACAUGCAUCCUUUUUGUCGGUGCUGGUGGUCAGUACGACUCCGCUAGGACCUUCUAUGCUUGCGCAACAGCAUUCACAGUCUCAGACGCAAGUUUCUUCUACCCAACAGACUUCCCUCGGCGAUGGUCGAACGACGACAAUUGCCGGUGGAGGUCUAUACUCUGCAUUUGCGCGGGAUUAUACACGUUUUAAAUCUGUGGAUCAUGGACAGACACAACAACCGCUUCUAAAUACCCUUCUGUCAAGGACGAUGGAUCAGGGCAUUGAUACUCAUCUACUACUGCAGGCGAGAAGAGGACAAACCCUUGUUGAGGUCAUCAAAGAUCGGACGGGCGAUGGUUUAGGGAAAUGGUGUAUAUGGAGGUCGUGA